AUGUCGUGGCCGGCGACGAGCGCGCUGACGAACGCGACGUCGUUCGCGAACGCGACGUUUGACGUCGAUGGAAGCGCGCGGGCGACGCUGCGACCGGACGUCGAGGGGAAGUAUUCUGCAGCAUUGGUGGAUACGAACGGUUGUUACGCGAGUCAGACGCUCGAGGUGGAGGUUUCGUGGACUUGCGAGACGUCGACGAAUACCGCUGUGGCGGCGGCGUUCAUCGCGUUCGCCGCGUUUUGUGCGUACUCGUUCGGUCGAAAUCUUGAAUCUUCCGAUUUCGAGGAUAAGAGAAACGUUAUUUUAGACGUCGGGGCGUCUUAUAAGAUGAUUGGGAGCGGUGAAGCCGACGCAGAGUUGGAUGACGAGUACAAGCGAGAGCUGGAUGAAUUGACGCAGGAGAUUAAGAGCGAGCACAUCACGUACGUCACGAAGAUUGAUUUAGAUCGAGAUUUGAAAAAUAUACUCGUCGACAAGAAAAAGUCGGCGCGAGAACGAGCGGCCAAAGAGGCGGGACUGUGGAACGAAGCUGAGGAACAGUUUCAGAAGAAUUUGUACGCAACGGAGCGCGCCGAGCGGCGUCGAAGUAUGGUUGGCGAGCAACUUGUCGCGACCGCAUCGAAACUUAUGGCGUGGGUGAAGUACACCGUGCGACUAAGGAGCGCUACGUUUGCACUAAUGUUUCGUUACAAGUUGGCCAAGGUCUUGGACAAGGAGUAUUGGAGCCACAAUCUUCUUCGAUUCCAGCUGUACAUCGAGUUCUUUGCAUUUACGGCGUUUGCAUGGCGCCGCUCGAGUCAUUCAAACGAAAUGUAUCGCGAUGCGAUAGCGGACGUGUUCUUCUACCCUGGUUUAUUCGGCCCGGAUAUGACGGAGCGUGGUGCCAAGACGGAGCUCACGAACUGGUUCGUCGUGCUUUUGUUCGGCGUUGUCAUUUGCCCUGUAGUCGUCAAGUUUUGUGGACGUGUCCGAGACCAUUUUGAUCAAUGCAUGUGGGCAUUCGCGGAGUACGUAGAGCUUGGCGGCGAUAAAACAUUAACGCAAUACUCGGACGACCCAGACGCCGAAUCAGGUGGCGGUGCGCAAGUCGACGAAGAGACUGUGCAAGUGAACAAGUUGGCCAAAGUGCACGCGAUGAUGAGCAAGACGAUGCGACGUGUUCUUCUUCAACCAGUUGCGAUGCGAGAUGAUUUCACUCCAGUGCGCGAUCGCGAAAAACAGCGUUUCAAAGUUGUUCCCGACGUCGCGUGGGAGAACGGUAGCGAUGAAGCUAUACUCCGAACCGUGCGCUUGGAGACGACUUCGCCGCUCAAUUUGCGCUUGAUACCUCGCGAAGCUGCUGAGAGAAUGGAGCUCAUGGCGGAGUACGCGUUGAGGCGCAGGACAUACUCGAAACGCGUGGGCGACUUUAGAGACCGUGUGAAAGCUGUCGGGUUCGUACUUCGCGUGUUAAUCCUGCGAGUCGCUCUCGUUCCGAUGGUUUUUGCUUCGCUCGGCUUUCUCAUGGUGACGACGUCGUUCACACCGACGCCUUGGAUUCACGUGUCGAAGGACCCCAGCGCGAGUUUCGGCGAUAACUUGAUGAUUUCACUCUUCGUUGGCCUCGGCGCGAUUGCAGUAUCGAUGAAGAUGGCUGUGGUAUCGGAGACGCUUGAACCCAACUUACGCCCCGUCCCAAUUUUUGAGAUGUUAAGCAUCUUUUUGAAGGUCUCCUUGGCUACGAUCGCGGCGUACAUGGAAGGUGAACUUCCGGGUCAUGGCGUCCCUGCACUUGAUUCCGUGGCGCGACUCGAAAGUCUGAACUCGUUGCGAAAUAUCAUGCCAGUAGUAGUCUGCCUCGUUUUACUCGUGGCGCACAUGAAUAUUCAGUCUUUGCGCGGGUUCGGGCAAAAGCGGAAUGAAUCGAGAGCUGGUGCUUUCGGUGGCGCGUUUAUGUUCGCCGUCGUCACCUAUUUCUCGAGAAUUUUCAAUAAUCCACCUUGGAUGUCUCAUGGCUUAGUUCCACACACGGGUGGUUCAAACUGGACGCGCCCGGGAGUUGUGAUUGGCAUCAUCAUGACGUUGAUCGCGAUGGUGAUGGUGCGUGUCUUCAAUCAUAGUCUUGGAGAUCACAAGUGCAUUCGCUCAGAGCUUGAAAAAUUGAGCGAUCCAGAGCAAGUGGAAAAGGUUGAGAAGAUCAUGACGCCGGAGUUUAUCAAAGAACAAGUUGAGGCAGAGAAUAGAAGAGAUCGCGUCGUCGCGCUCGUGGCGUUUUAUAACCUUCUCAGCACAGAGCAACGCACUCAAUUGCUCUCUCCCUUGGUGAAGAAGACGAACAUGCCAAGGGCCUCGCAGACGAAAGACGGCGAGAAUGAAGACGUUGGAGACGCGUGGGAUACAGCUAGUGACGCUUUUGAGGAGCUCGGUAUCAUCAUGCAUUGUAUCAUCGAUGAUCCAGACCAAGAAUUUCUCCAAGUAGCCGGCGAAGGAUUCAUCAGAAGCGUGAUACAUGCGUAUGUCCAGGGAACGGUAGAGAUCGCACUUUGGUGCGACGAUGAUAGUCCAGCGUCGACAUGGGAGGCGGUCAAAUCGAUUGUCUCCACGGUUAAAGACUGCAUCAAGGGUGGGGAGAGUAAAACGUUUCAAGCGACCGUGGCGACGGUAUCGAUGGAGUGCAUUCAGUCUUUUGACUUCGCAAACCUCAUGUCGACGCUCUUGUUUAAAGCUCAUGACAUUGAUUUGGAUAUGUAUGGCGAAGAUUACGUCGUAUCUGCGAGAAUGUUUCGUCAAAUAAUUGACGAUGCGUUCGAGAUUCCACCGAGACCGAUUGCGAAAAAGCUCACUCAAGCCAUUACGCACGUGAGGGAUCCGGACACGGAUGAGGUCCGCAGACUAGACAAGGCUGAGCGCGUGACUUACGUCGCGCGUAGCUGGCUACGUCAAGAAGUCAAAGCGAAGAAUAGACCUGAAUUGAAUUGGUUCAGUUCUCUGGGUUAUUAUGCCGCCGUCGGGAGGUUGCAAAACGAGGCGGAUGAAGAAAGACUUGAGCUCGCGCAUGAUUUCAUGAAGACGCUGCUCGACGCCUCACUAAGCACGGACAAGCAGAUAUCAUUCUAUUCCAUUCGGACUCUCGCGACUUUAGUUCGAGUUGGUGACGCGGGACCGAGCGUGUUUGCCGUCGAUGGAUUGAAAGUUCUCUUUGAAUGUAUGGAAGCGCACGCUGGAUCGUCCAAGGAGACGUUUGUCUCUGAAAUCCUUUACGCGCUGACGAACGCAGAUGCGUGCAGAUCUGAGUUUUUGAGCGCUCUCUCUCACUUGAUCGUUAGUAUGGAGCCCGGUAAAGAACGAGAGAAAAUUCACGCCAUCGAGCUUCUUCAUCAAUCGAUUAAACUGGAGAUGAGCGCAGUUUACCGAGUGAUGAAUACAAAAUCUGACGAAGGCGAGGUAUCAAAAAAAUCUUACAAAGCUUUCAUUUCUAUGUCGGCGGCGCAGUUUGUGCACGAUGCGUUGUACGGUAUGCUGAUCGACGAUGAAGCUGAGACGCGUGAACUCUCGAUACACGCCUUGGUGGAUUUGAUUACUCUCUUCGUAUGGGGAACCGAGGGCAAUUUUUAUGACUUUGAGGUACCCGUAACGGGGUCGUACACGGAUGCUGCAUUCGAGAGGUUCGUGGACGCGGCAAAGCGCAAAAUGCCCGGGGGAGCGUUGAUGUCAAAGACGAUGUAUCGGCGUCUAUACGGCGAUAUCAAAGUACAAGGGCUACAAAAAGACACCGACAAGCUUAUCGCCGUGCUCUUGAAAAUCGUAAACACCGACGACAACGCCGGCGUUCGCGCGGCGGCCGAGCGCGGCAUAAGUGAUAUGCGAGCGCUAUUGUCGGACGAUUCAGCUCUCACGGCAAUCACGCUUUACGACGAAAGUAGCGAUGUGCGAGAUGUACGUGGCGCGGCCCCCUCGCGCGAGACGCUGCACAACGUGAGUGCAAUCAUUCACAGCUCUGUCGAGAGGCAACGCCAGAAGGAUGAGACGAUAUCCAAGCUUCGAUUGAACGAGUUCUGGCGUAAAAUGAAGGAAAGGGAACAUUCAGGAAACUCGCACCGCCAGGCAAAGUCAACGCGAGGCGGUAGAGUAGAAAUCGAACGCGAUUCCGAUCCGAGCAAGGGGCCGGCCCCACCCAUCGGAGGUCGUAUGACGAUGGUGAAAGGCACCACAGGAUUUAAGAGGGUCCCGGAUCAGGCGACUCCGAAGAUUGUGCGUCAUCCGCCGCCACCACCACCGACGGAAAGACUCGAACGACAGCGCAGGGCGAGAAGUGCGCUCCAUGCCGAUCGACUCGCUAAACGAGAGGCGGCUUCCGAUCGUUGGUACGGUGGAGAAAACUUCCGACGUCAACGGUCGAUAGAAAGCGCAAAUAACGAGGCAAGCGAAGUAGUCGUGAGUUCAAACAUUGCAGCGCUCAAUGAGCGACCAACGUUCACAGCUCCUAGGUACGGCACGACGAAGGUUCCGCGAGAAUUUCGCCGCGCGCCGCGACCUCCAGAGUGA
Messenger RNA from Ostreococcus lucimarinus CCE9901, 4524 nucleotides. RefSeq lists its product with no specific name. The coding region runs from base 1 to 4524 and encodes 1507 amino acids. NCBI's taxonomy places the organism in Eukaryota, Viridiplantae, Chlorophyta, Mamiellophyceae, Mamiellales, Bathycoccaceae. The record is from RefSeq and is a predicted model, not a curated record. The transcript has a single exon.